Molecule: messenger RNA, 972 nt
Organism: Temnothorax curvispinosus
Lineage: Eukaryota; Metazoa; Arthropoda; Insecta; Hymenoptera; Formicidae
Product: resuscitation-promoting factor RpfA-like
Exons: 3
Coding region: 37-972 (311 amino acids)
Source: RefSeq, a predicted model, not a curated record
CUGUUCCACCAGUGUGUGUUUGUGUAUUGGUGUGUGAUGGAAGCCGGCAUGUCGAAGCAGGCGAUAAAAACACGGUAUAAGCCGAAAAGUGAAGGCGAUCUUCCAACAACAGCGGCAUUGCCGUCAUCGUUGGCACUGCCGCCGACAACGACGGUAACAACGACGAAGACGACGAUGGCAGCGUCAUUGUCAGCGCCGGUGGCAACGCUGACGGCGACGACGCAGAAAACGACGCCGGCAAUGACGGCGGCAACGACGCGAGAAAUGACGGUGGCAGCGACGGCGGCAGCAAAAAUUAUGAUUAGUCGCCACACCCAGUGGGAGGAUCCACGACGAGGGAUGAAUAAACAGAUAAAACAACAAGUCCACCGAGCGUUACAGAAAGAAAGAAAAAAAGAAAAUAAAGUUAUGUACGCUCGCCGUUACGUUGGCGGUCGCCGACGAUGGACGUCGCCUGACGCACCGUCCACAUCGACCGCACCACACGCACCGGCACCGGUCGCACCGGCAGUACCACCCGCACCGGCACCGGUCGCACCGGCAUCAGUCGCACCGGCAGUACCACCAGCACCGGUACCGGCCGCGCCGGUAGUACCACCCGCACCGGCACCGGUCGCACCGGCAUCAGUCGCACCGGCAGUACCACCAGCACCGGUACCGGCCGCGCCAGCAGUAUACGCACCGUGGGCGCCGGCAGGAUACGCACCGCCCGCGCCAGCAGGAUACGCACUGGCUGCGCCAGCAGGAUACGCACCGGCCGCGCCGGCAGGAUACCCACCGCUCGCGCCGGCAGGAUACGCACCGCCCGCGCCAGCAGGAUACGCACUGGCCGCGCCAGCAGGAUACGCACCGGCCGCGCCGGCAGGAUACCCACCGCCCGCGCCGGCAGGAUACGCACUGUGGGCGCCGGCAGGAUACGCACCGCCCGCGCCGGCAGGAUACGCACCGUGGGCGCCGGCAGGAUACAAAUAG